Messenger RNA from Echinococcus granulosus, 1932 nucleotides. RefSeq names its product Transmembrane 9 superfamily member 2. Gene Ontology annotation, cellular component: membrane. The record is from RefSeq and is a predicted model, not a curated record. The transcript has 13 exons. Gene Ontology annotation, biological process: protein localization to membrane. The coding region runs from base 1 to 1932 and encodes 643 amino acids. Lineage: Eukaryota; Metazoa; Platyhelminthes; Cestoda; Cyclophyllidea; Taeniidae.
AUGAUGUUCCUCUUCGCAUUUGUUAUUUUGCUGAACGUUCUAAAUGUCAAAUCGGUACCUGGGCUUUCGCUGACAAAUUACUGUGAGGAUUACUUAGUUGGAGGCUGUACUUCCAUCAUCGAAGUGUAUGCUGGUCGUCUUUCAUCUCCGAUCCUCUUUGGUCCUUUUCUACCUCCACAACUGGAUCAAUGUGUCUCUGACAAUCCAACAUAUUCUCCUGCAAACCUUGGUGCGAAAUUGUUUGGCGAAAUGUUGGCGUCAACGAAUAUCAAGGCAAGUAUACAAUUCAAAAAGUCAGGUGAAUGCGUAGAGUUGUGUAGGAAAACCUACGAUCCAAAAGAUUCCUUACCCGGAGGGACCUACACGAAAUUAUUACAAGGAAUCAGGCAAUCCUACAAUCGAUAUUGGGUUUCUGAUAACAUCCCAGUGAUUGCUUGCAAAAGAACCCUUGGUGGCAAGGUUUGCGAAAGAAGUUUUCCUCUCGGAUGUUACAAAACAGAUUCGCAGAUCGAACCGACACAAUGCAAAGCUCAGCUUUCAAGCGCUCAGGAGGCGACUCCUUAUCUCUUCAAUCAUUUUAUCUUUAAUAUCACUUACACCGCUGCAAGCCCCUCAAAAUACAACUUGAUUGCUGUUCAGGUUACUCCAUUGAGCAUUGGCCACGACGUGAAGGAUCUUAAAUGCCCCAAUAAUCGGCCACUGGCACUGCCAGAAAAAAUUAUCGCGCCUCUCACAAUUGUCUACACCUACAGCGUCCACUUUUCAGAAGUACGGGAUGCACCGUUGAGUAGUCGAUGGAGCUACCUAAUUUCGGAGGCACCGCACGAGAGUAUUCAGUGGGUGUCCAUAAUCAACUCCGUACUCGUUGUGUUCUUUCUUACCAUCCUCGUGGCAAUUGUGCUGGUGCGCACCCUACGUCGGGACUUUUUGCGCUAUGACAGGUUGGAGAGUGAGCCUAACGAGACUCAAGAGGAAUUCGGCUGGAAGCUAGUUCACGGUGACGUCUUCCGGGCACCGCGCUACCCUAUGCUAUUUGCUGUGUUGAUCGGCUCCGGCGUGCAGAUGGCUCUCAUGUCCGUUAUCACUCUCUUCUUCGCCUGUUUCGGUAUCCUCUCGCCCAUCCACCGUGGCGCCUUCGCCACCUGUGCCAUCGCUGUCUUUGUCUGUCUGGGUGCCUCUGCUGGCUACACCUCAGCUCGACUCUACAAGUUCUUCGGUGGGCUACGCUGGAAGACCAACAUCCUAAUGACGGGCCUCUUCUGUCCUGGCCUUGUGAUGAGUGUCUUUCUGGUGAUCAACUUAGUUCUUAUCUCUCUUAACAGCUCUGCUGCCGUCUCAUUUACCGCCAUCCUCUCCAUCCUUGCCAUGUGGCUCCUGGUCUCCCUGCCUCUCUGUUUCUUUGGUGCCUUCUUUGGAUUUAGGCAACAGGUCAUCCGAGUGCCCACUCGGACUAACCAGAUCCCAAGGCAGGUGCCUCCACAGGCUUGUUACACCCGCAUUCUGCCGGCAAUGCUGCUGACUGGUUUGCUGCCUUUCGGUUGUAUCUUCGUGCAACUCUUCUUUAUUUUCAACAGCAUCUGGGGUCAGCAGCUCUUCUUCAUGUUCGGCUUUCUGUUCCUCGUAUUUGUGUUCUUCCUUGCCUGCAUCGUUGAGAUCACCAUUCUCACUUGCUACUUCCAGCUCUGUGCUGAGAAUUACCGUUGGUGGUGGCGCUCCUUCUUGUCGGGUGGAUCAACAGCAAUCUAUGUGUUAGGCUAUGCGGUGCAUUACUAUCUGUUCAAGACGCAGUACAAGGGCUUUAUCUCCGGUUUUCUAUACCUCACCUGCACCACUCUCGUCUCUGGGCUCUUCUUCAUCAUGCUUGGCAGCGUGGGCUUCCUCUCAUGUUUCAUCUUCACUCGUAAAAUCUACCGCGUAGUCAAGGUUGACUAG